Molecule: messenger RNA, 1227 nt
Organism: Leptosomus discolor (cuckoo roller)
Lineage: Eukaryota; Metazoa; Chordata; Aves; Leptosomiformes; Leptosomidae
Source: RefSeq, a predicted model, not a curated record
GUCAUGCUGGACUGCAUGCACCACUUCUGCAAGGCCUGCAUCCAGGGCUACUGGGAGAGCUGCACCCGCGUGCCCUCCUGCCCCCAGUGCCGCCGUGAGUUCCCCAGCCGGGCUUUCCGCACCCACUACCUGCUGCUGGGGCUGGUGGAGAAGGUGCGGCGCUGCGGCUCUGUGGAGGGUGAGUGGCUUCUGCCCGGCUGGGGGAGAAGGGGACAGAAGCACCUGGAAGAUGCGUUGCAAGCUCGUCAGAGGGAGAUGGAGAGCUUCUUGCGGAGGAAGCGUGCGACGCAGGAAGAUAUCUGUGGCCUGACGAAAGUGUCUGGGGAGCUGAACUUCAAGAUCCGGGCAGAGUUUGCCCGCCUUCAUCAGAUCCUGGAGGAAGAGGAGAGAGCUGUGCUGGCAGAGCUGGGUGAAAAGGAAGAGCAGUCGCUGGCACGGCUGCACGGGGACGUCCACCGGCUGGAGGAGGGGAUGUCGGUCCUGCAGAGGGACAUAGAGCGCAUAGAGCAGACCCUGAGCAAGGUGGAAGAAGUGUCAUUGCUGGAGGUGGAGAGCCUGGAUAUCAGGCCCUCGGUGCAUGUCGAGACCCAGCCUGCCUUCGACCUGGAGCGCUACAGGGACAGCCGCAGCGGCCCCUUGCAGUACAUCUUCUGGAGACAGAUGCUGCGGUCCAUCUGCCCCGCUCCUGCCCCACUUACCUUCGACCCGGAGUCAGCCCACCCCAACCUGGUCUUCUCCAGAGACCUGACAGCAGUCACAGAGAGGAAUCGAGCCCAGCUUGUCCCCAGCAGCCCUCGGCGCUUCCGUCAGUGCGUCAACGUCCUGGGCUCUCAGACCUUCGACAGCGGCCGGCACUACUGGGAGGUCUGGGUGGGCAGCAAAACCAAAUGGGACCUGGGGGUGGCUGCUGAAGCUGUGGACCGGGCAGCAAAGGUGAAGCUGUGCCCAGAGAAUGGCUACUGGACGCUUCGCCUGCGGAACAAGACGGAGUACUGGGCCACCACCACCCCCUGGGUGCGCCUGACUCCCCGUCGGCCUCCCCGGAAAGUGGGGGUGUUCCUGGACUGCCAGGAGGGCACUGUCACCUUCUUUGAUGCUGGGGACAUGUCCCACCUCUUCACCUUCCACCAGGUCUCUGCAGAGAGAUACUGCCCCUUCUUCAGUACUUGCUUCAGCGAUGGGAGGGACAACAUGGAGCCCAUGCGCCUCUGCCACCUGGCCCUGUGA